ACGCUAGUAACCUAGUGGCUUGGCGGAAAGAUGGACGGAGGUGCGAUGUUGCCCGCAGGUCGUGCACGAGUAGGCACCGAACACUGAACUUCACCUUUUGGGAAAGGCUAGACGUGCUUUCACUCUUCGCGACGACUGCUUCUUUGGGCUGCUCAAAGGCGCACUGAAACCCAGGGACGACCGGCGCCACCAGCUCUUAUUCGAACUCACAUCGUCUUCCCGUUGCGACAUCGACACCACAACCGCAUCAAUCAUGGCGGAUCUAUCCAUCGAUGAGGCGAACAAGAUUCGUCUGUCUAUGGGUCUUUCCGCUCUUCCCGGUGGAAGUACCCCCGCAGCGCCCGCAUCGUCAUCAGGUCUCGAUUUCAAGGCAGCGCAAAAUGGCGACGAUUCGGACGAAGAGCCUGCGAGCACUAUCGAGACGCGUGAGGCUGCCGCUUCGGAUAAUUGGAAAAAGCUAGAAGAGGAGAGACUGGCUAAGAUAAGACGCGAGGAGCGCGCCGCCGCCAUCAAGAAGGAGCGCGAAAAGGCGGCGCGCUUUGCGAAACUCGAGGGCAAGGGGCUAGCAGACGAAGCUGAUGUCGACGACGACUUGGCAUGGUUGAAGAGCAGCAAGAAGCGCCAGAAGAAGAUCGCCAAGGAAGAACAGAUGCGUAAGGAGCUUGAAGAGCGCGAGCGCCAGGCACUCGAGGCCAUGCAGUACACCGAUAAAGACCUUGCGGGUGUCAAAGUCGGACACGAGGUCGAUCAGUUCGACGAUGAGGACCAGAUUCUUGUCCUCAAAGACACCGCAGUCGAUGGAGAAGAAGAUGACGAGCUAGAAGCGGUUUCGCUGAGAGAAAAGGAGCGACUACAAGAGCGACUCGAUUCGAAAAAGCGGAAGCGCGCAUACGAUCCCAACGACAUGGAUGAAUCAGGUCAAAAGUCGAUACUGGCACAAUACGACGAGGAGAUCGAGGGCAAGAAGGGCAAGGCUUUCACACUGGACGGCAAGGGCCGAACUGUUGAAGACGUACAAGCAGAGGUUGCGGGUGCCUCAAAGCCAAAGAAGGUUGCUAUCAGUCUAGACAUACUCAAAGAAGAUGCGCCUACCAACGACUACAUGGAUAUUUCAGAAGUCAAGAUGAAGAAGCCCAAGAAGAAGAAGAGCAAGAAGUCCAAGAGAGAACGCGUCGAAGACGAAGACGAACUAGCAGCUAUGGCCACGGAAGAACCUGCAGCUGACGACGACAUGGAUCUUGACGGCGGUGAAAUCUCAGCACCACAGCAGAAGAAGAAGAAGAAGGUCUUUGACGAGUCUUUCGUGGAUGACGAUGACCUUCAAGCAAAUCUCGCAGCACAGCGGCAGAAAGCCCUCAAGAAGCGCAAGAAGAUGCGACCGGAAGACCUUGCACGGCAAAUGCGCGAGGAAGCAUCUACACCUCAGCCAGACGUUAUGGAGUCUACUGAAGACGGCGACGGUGCCCUUGUCAUCGACGAAACGACCGAGUUCGUACAAAACCUGGGUGCCGCUGGAGACGCCGACGAAGAGGAGGCCCGCCGGAAGCGUAGGAAGCCAAGCCACAUUUCGGAGGGCACCAAGUCUAUGGGUGAUAUCCCCGUUGCUGAUGAGGACGGCGAUAUCGACAUGGGACAAUCAUACGCCGAAGCAGCCGAAGCGGAAGAGGCCCGCAACCGCAGCGUUUCUCGCGCUAGGUCCACUGAGAUUACUGAGACGGGUCUUGAGGCUGAGAAGACUGUCGAUCAAGGUCUGGGUGCCACACUUGCCCUGCUCAAGCAACGAGGCCUAGUCACACAGACCGACGCCGGAGACAAGAACGCCAUGUACCGUGACCGCCAGAAGUUCCUUGCCGAUAAGCUCAAGGCCGAAGCCGAUGCAGAACGCCAACGUAAGAUUGCUCGUGAACGCGAACGAGGCUCCGCCCGCUGGAACAACAUGACCCCCCGUGAACGUGAAGAGUGGGCACGCAAGAACAACACAAGCGCCGACAUGGUUGAGAGCCGCCGUCUUGCUGAGCUCUUUAACAAGGAGUACACACCCAAUAUCGAGCUGAAAUAUGUCGAUGAACACGGCCGACAUAUGAACCAGAAAGAAGCGUUCAAGCAGCUCAGUCACCAGUUCCACGGCAAAGGCAGUGGAAACACGAAGACGAAGAAGCAACUUGAUAAAAUUGCUGCUGAAAACAAGAGGAUGGCUGAAAGUUCGCUCGAAGCUAGCCGGAGUGGAGGUGGUGGAUUGGGCAAUGCUUUCGAUGACCAGGCGAAGAAGAAGGGGUAUAUUCGUCGCCAACAUCGCGAACGGCUAUCAGCAGCUAAUGCAAGGUUCCCCAAGAUGUGUCGCGGACAUGAAAGAACGUCCUCGAUCGGCAGUGAUGAUGGUAUGCUACCCCUUAGAUGUGCGAUUUACUGACAUUAGGACACUAAUUGACCCGAUCUUGUCGUUGAUAUAUUACAAUUCGUCCUCAUCUGAGGGUAUCGCACGUAUCGGCACCUUCAAAAGGAAGAAGUGUCUAAACAUAAGAUGUAACUCAUCAUGAUCUUUUGACUUAUGGGCACUA
This is a messenger RNA of Alternaria alternata, 2558 nucleotides long. RefSeq lists its product as hypothetical. The transcript has 4 exons. Gene Ontology annotation, biological process: maturation of 5S rRNA; mRNA cis splicing, via spliceosome. Bases 254 to 2410 code for a protein of 718 amino acids. NCBI's taxonomy places the organism in Eukaryota, Fungi, Ascomycota, Dothideomycetes, Pleosporales, Pleosporaceae. Gene Ontology annotation, cellular component: U4/U6 x U5 tri-snRNP complex. The record is from RefSeq and is a predicted model, not a curated record.